CUUAUAUCACUCCCAUCACCCCACAACUUCUCUUCACCAAUCUCUUCUGCAACUUAGUUUUCAUCAGUACUUGAUCUCUGAAAUUCAUAUAUAUGGAUGUCGUCUUUCAGUAUUCGGAUUCCCAGUCGGAUCUUGGAAUACCCAUCCGCCGAGCGAGUUCUUCCGACGACGAAGUGAUGUUAGCCUCGAGAAACCCGAAGAAGAGGGCGGGUCGGAAGAAGUUCCGGGAGACCCGACACCCGGUGUAUCGAGGGAUCCGGAUGAGGAACUCCGGCAAGUGGGUCUGCGAAGUGAGGGAGCCAAACAAAAAGUCCAGAAUAUGGCUCGGGACCUUUCCGACAGCCGAGAUGGCGGCGCGUGCUCACGAUGUGGCUGCUAUUGCAUUGCGCGGGCGCUCCGCUUGUCUGAACUUCGCCGACUCCUCGUGGAGACUCCCAGCGCCGGCCUCGGCCAGUCCGAAGGAUAUUCAGAAGGCGGCUGCAGAGGCGGCGGAGGCUUUCCGGCCGGUGGAGACAGGAGAAGUGGGAGGAGGGUGGGAGGAGGGUGCUGCGGGGGAUAAAACGACGUCGGAGGAGGUGUUUUAUAUGGACGAGGAAGCGGUGUUUGGGAUGCCGGGGCUGCUGGCGAAUAUGGCGGAAGCGAUGUUGUUGCCGUCGCCAAAUGGGUGGGGCCAGGAGGAUGUGGAAGUGGAUGCUGACGUGUCGUUGUGGAAUUUUUCCAUAUAGUUUUUUUUUUUCUUGUAGGACAGUUUGAGAAGUGGUAGAAAAUUAGAUUCGAGGUUUUUGAGGAAGGGUUUGAUUUUUGCUGCUUUUUGAAAGUGGGAAGUUUCAACAAAAAGUCAAACCCAGGUUUUGGAACGACUAUUUAUGGUUAAAAAAAUAAAAAUAAAAAGUCGUUUUGGGUACAUGAUUUGGUUAGUUAGUAAAA
Carica papaya (papaya) is the source of this 927-nucleotide messenger RNA. RefSeq names its product dehydration-responsive element-binding protein 1D-like. The record is from RefSeq and is a predicted model, not a curated record. Gene Ontology annotation, biological process: regulation of DNA-templated transcription. Gene Ontology annotation, molecular function: DNA-binding transcription factor activity; DNA binding. Lineage: Eukaryota; Viridiplantae; Streptophyta; Magnoliopsida; Brassicales; Caricaceae.